Molecule: messenger RNA, 6973 nt
Organism: Callithrix jacchus (white-tufted-ear marmoset)
Lineage: Eukaryota; Metazoa; Chordata; Mammalia; Primates; Cebidae
Source: RefSeq, a predicted model, not a curated record
GGCCGGCCGGCGAGGGCUCGGGACUCUGGGCUCACGAGGUGCGGCGCACGCCCCUCCCUCCCGCCGCCUAAGGUUUUUUCCGAGCCUGCUGGGCGUGCGCCACGUUUCUGAGGCGGGAGGAGACACUUCCGAGCCUGCUGUGUGACAUCCGUUUACACAGCCGCGCUGACGUCCGGAGGUGCUCCAUGAGGACAGGAAUUUUGUUCAGUAUUCAGGAAGAUAAUCAGGCUACUAUGUAGAAGAUGGACUAGGGAAGAAGCAAGCUCUUGGAAGGAAGACCAGUUAAAGUUGAUCAAAAGACAUCGCAUCAUUGCCCCAGAGAGGAACCCAGGAUUCUCACACCAUGACACCAUCCCCAUGUUUCUCCAGCCACAUUUGGACAUGGAUCAACAGCCUAAGGGGCAGGAUGGAGAAGGCACCCAGGGACAGCCACACAAGCUCUGCUUCAGUCCAACUUCCAAGCAAUCGGCGGGAGAAGAAAAAACAGAGGAAAAUUCGGAGCCAAAUUCACUGCUGAUGAACACUCCGGGGUUCGGGGCUGUAGACGACCCGCCUUCUAGAAGCGCACGCGGAGUAUUUCCUCUUUUUUCUCAAUGAACAAGAGGCCGAAGCGCCAACGGCAAGUCCUUUUUCCUAGCAGAUGAGCGAGUGGGAAAAGAAAACGGCCUCACAGAGAACCUAAAGCCAGAUGUCCAAGUGGUGCGGCCGGGUCCGCGUCGUAGCGGGGCGGCCCGGGGGCGCGGCCCGGGCAUGGACGCUGCGCGCUCCGCUGGCCCCUCUCCUCCGAUAGCGCUGCGCGCUCCGCUGGCCCCUCUCCUCCGAUAGCGCUGCGCGCUCCGCUGGCCCCUCUCCUCCGAUAGCGCUGCGACGCGCAGCUCUCGGCAGUGCAGACUGGGCAUUGUGGAGGCCGGCUGUACCAUUUUAUAUUCCCAUCAGCAACCUAUGCAGGCUCCAUUUCCUUGCCAACACUUGUUAUUUUCCUUUAAAAAAAAUAUUUUAGCCAUUCUAGUAGGUGUUUGGUGGUAUCCCAUUGUGGUUUUGAUUUACAUUUCUCUAAUUGCUAAUGAUGUUGAGCAUCUUCUUAUGUGUUUUGGUUAUUUAUCUUUAUUGGAGAAAUGUCAAUUAAAAUACUUUGCCCAUAUUGUUGAGUUGCAACAGUUCUUCAUGUAUUCUGAGUAGCAACCCUGUCAGAUAUAUUAUUUACAAAUAUUUUCUCCCAUUCUGUGGAUUAUCUUUUUAUUUUUGUGGAUGGUAUUCUUUGAAUCUAAGAAGUUUUAAAUGUUUCUGAAGUUUUAUCUAUCUACUUUAUCUAGUUUUCACUUCUUUUCUUUUUUUGAGGAGUCUCACUCUAUCACCCAGACUGGAGUACACUGGUGCAAUCUUGGCUCACUGCAACCUCUGCCUCCUGCAUUCAAACAAUUUUCCUGCCUCAGCCUCCCAAGCAGCCAAGAUCACAGGCAUGCACCACCAUGCCCAGCUAAAUUUUGUAGUUUUAGUAGAGACAGGGUUUCACUAUGCCAGCCAGGCUGGUCUCUGGUCUCAAACUCCUGAUUUCAGGUGAUCGGACUGCCUCAGCCUCCCAAAGUGCUGGGAUUACAGGCAUGAGCUACCACACCUGAACCAAUUUAUCUACUUUUUUCUUUCAUGGCUUGUGCUUUGGGUGUCAUGUCUAAGACAUCAUUGCCUAAUCCAAGGUUACAAAGAUUUAUAAUCAUAUUUUCUUCUAAGAAUUGUAUGAUUUCAGCUCUACAUUUAGGUCCUUGAUUCAUUUUCAGUUAAUUUUGUAUAUGGCAUAUGGUAGGGAUCUAACUUCAUUCUUUUGCCUGUGCCUAUUCAGUUGUCCUGGCAUAAUUUAUUGAAAAGAUUAUUCUUUCUUCCAUUAAAUAUACUGUUUUAAAAUGUCAUUUAUAUUUGUCUUAAUUUGAGAAUUCAGUCUCAUUUUUUUCUGAUAUCAAAGGUUAAAUAUCUUUAGAAAUGGAGUAACAUUAUUUGUUGAGCAACUGCUAUGUGCUAGGCACUGUCUUGGUGCUAGUUUUCUUUCUAAUUUAUUCAUUCCAUAAUAUUCAUCAAGCAAACUCUAGGUUCCUUUGUUCUGGACUCUGAUUUUUCCUAAUAGCAAUAUGGUGUUCAGUGGUUAUUAUAUUCCACUAGGGAAGAUAAGAAAAUAAUGUGUGAUUUAAUCUGAGAAAGUAAAAUUUUCUAUGAAGAAAAAGAACAAAAAGAUGACAUAGAUUGACAGGGAUGGCAAGUGGACUAUUUUAGUUAGAGUGGUCAGAAAAGGCCUAUCAGGGAAGGAGACUUUUGAGCAGACACCUGAAAGAUUGGAGGAGGCAAUGUAGGGGAAUGUAUUCCAGGCAAAGAAAAUAUAAAUGUUUGAAUUCUUAGGGCCAGAAUGGUUUUCAUGUGUUGAGGGAAUAACAAAAAGGCCAGCAUGACUGGGUAGUGUGAAGAAGGAAAUGGAAAAGGUGAACUAGAGAGAGUAGCCAAGGAUCAUGUAGAGGCUCAUGAGUGUGAAAAUGCUUAGACGUUGCUCUCUUUGUUAUGGGAGGCAUUGGAAGGUGUCAUGUGGGACUGGUAUUUUAAGAAACCACUCUGACUGCUCUAACGGGACCUAGAGAAGAAGGAAGACCAGGAAGUAGGUUAGUAUAAUAAUUCAGAUGAGAGUUAAUGGUGGCUUGGACUAGGUUAGCAGAAGUGGAGGUAAUGGCAAGAAGCAGCUUCUCCACUCCUUCUGGAAUCUCUUCCGGGUUCAGCCCACCUGCCUCCACUCCUGCCUCCACCAUGUCCAUCAGGGUGACCCAGAAGUCCUACAAGGUGUCCACCUCUGGCCCCGGGGCCUUCAGCAGCCGCUCCUUCAUGAGUGGGCCCAGUGCCCGCUUGAGUUCCUUGAACUUCUCCCGAGUGAGUGGCAGUGGCUUCCAGGGUGGCCUGGGUGCAGGAUAUGCUGGGGCCAGCUGCAUAGGCAUGGGAGGCAUCACUGCCGUCACCAUCAACCAGAGCCUGCUGAACCCCAUUAAGGUGGAUGUGGACCCCAACAUCCAGGCCGUGCGUACCCAGGAGAAGGAGCAGAUCAAGACCCUCAACAACAAGUUUGCUUCCUUCAUCGACAAGGUGUGGUUCCUGGAGCAGCAGAACAAGAUGCUGGAGACCAAGUGGAGCCUCCUGCAGCAGCAGAAAAUGGCUAGGAGCAACAUGGACAACAUGUUUGAGAACUACAUCAAUAACCUGAGGCGGCAGCUGGAGACUGGGCCAGGAGAAGCUGAAGCUGGAGGCGGAGCUUGGCAACAUUCAGGAUCUGGUGGGGGACUUCAAGAACAAGUAUGAGGAAGAGAUCAGUAAGCAUAUAGAGAUGGAGAAUGAAUUUGUCCUCAUCAAGAAGGAUGUGGAUGAAGCUUACAUGAACAAGGUAGAGCUGGAGUCUCGCCUGGAAGGACUGACUGACGAGAUCAACUUCCUCAGGCAGCUGUAUGAAGAGGAGAUCCGGGAGCUGCAGUCCCAGAUCUCCGACACGUCUGUGGUGCUGUCCAUGGACAACAGCCGCUCCAUGGACAUGGACAGCAUCAUUGCUGAGGUCAAGUCGCAGUACGAGGAGAUCGCCAACCGCAGCCGGGCUGAGGCGGAGAGCGUAUACCAGAUCAAGUAUGAGGAGCUGCAGAUGCUGGCUGGGAAGCACAGGGAUGACCUGCGGCGUACGAAGACAGAUCUCCGAGAUGAACUGGAACAUCAGCUGGCUCCAGGCUGAGAUCAAGGGCCUCAAAGGCCAGAGGGCUUCCCUGGAGGCCGCCAUUGCAGAUGCUGAGGAUCGUGGGCAGCGAGCACUCAAGGAUGCUCAUGCCAAGCAGCAGGAGCUGGAGGCAGCCCUGCAUCAGGCCAAGCAGAACAUGGCACGGCAGCUGCAUGAGUACCAGGAGCUGAUGAACGUCAAACUGGCCCUGGACAUCGAGAUCGCCAUCUACCACAAGCUACUGGAGGGCGAGGAGAGCCGGCUGGAGUCCGGGAUUCAGAUCAUGAGUAUCCACACGAAGACCACCAGCGGCUAUGCAGGUGGUCUGAGCUCUGCCUAUGGGGGUCUCACAAGCCCCGGCCUCAGCUACGGCCUGGGCUCCAGCUUUGGCUCUGUCGCGGGCUCCAGCUCCUUCAGCAGCACCAGCUCCACCAAGGCUGUGGUUGUGAAGAAGAUGGAGACCCGUGAUGGGAGGCUGGUGUCUGAGUCCUCUGAUGUCCUGCCCAAGUGAACAGCUGCAACAGCCCCUCCCUGCCUACCCCUCCCAAGGCUGCUCCAGAGUCCAGGAGAGAGGCCGCUGUGCAGGGAAUGGGAGACCCACCCGACCCUCAGCCCACCCGUGGGAGUUUACUGCCUGGGGACUCCCCUUGCCCAUGCCUCUAGCUGCAAAACAAUUCAAUUGCUUCUGGUCCAAAAUAAAAUCUCAGCUAGCUCAGGAAAAAAAAAGAAGUGGCGGUAAUGAGAAGUAUUCAGAUUCAGGUGUGAAUCCACAUUUUUGCAUGUAGAUUCUGCACAACCAACUAAUGAAUCAAAUGUGGAGUGGAGAGAAUGAAAGAGAAGCAAGUUCAUGUUCUCCCCCUUCCCCUGCUUCUUUGCUUCUCAUUUAUUCAUCUAAUAGAUAUUUGCUGAGUCACUUCCAUGUGUCGAUAUCUGUGCUAGAUACUGAGAUAAAAUAGUGAGCAAUAACCAGAUAUAGUGGCCACGGGGGUUCUAGAAUAGUGGGGAAGAGAGAUAUUAAACAGGAAAAAAUAUAAAAUAAACAAUUUCCACUGUAUACUAUGAAGAGGGGAUUCACAGACCUGUUAGAGGCUAUAAGAGAGGAAUGAGUGUCCUGACGAGGUGAUGCCAAUGCUGAAGUGGGAGUAAGAGUUGUCUAAGAAAGAGGCAGUAGUGCUCCAGAAACAAGGGGCAGUAUGUGGCAAGUCCCGAUGGCUUGAAGAGAGAACAAGGCGCCAAGAAGACUGAAGUGGAUGUGCUGGGAAGCCAUGUGGAAGUUCUAGCUCCCUUUUAUGAAAAAUGGGAAGUCUUAUGAAAUUUAUAGGGGUAAGAGUUGAGGUGGGAAUAGUGAUAACAGGAUAAAAUUUAUACUUUUGGUGGAGAAUUGCUUGAAGAAUCGUCGAAGGGGAUGCAGUUAAGCCUGUUACCAUACGUCAAUGUCUUGCAUUAGGCUGGGGCUACUGGAUACCUGAUGGUGCCAUUCCCAGAGAUGAACAACUGGAGGAGAAACACUGUCCUGGUUCAUCAACCCACCUGACUUGCUUUUCUCUGUUUUGCUUACAGCUUCUCCUCCCCACAACUUUGCCUUUCAUGUGGUUGUUGCUUAACAUGGCUUAUCAAACCUCUACUUCAGUGUUACUGCUAGCUGCUUUGGUUUCUCAGAUUUCCCAUGCCAAAUUCCUGGGAAAAAAAGGUAAUUGGCCCAGUUAUUCUUUUUGAGGCAGGAAACACAGGCUGUGGCAGGCUCACCAGCAUUUGAAACAGAUGCCCAUUAGUCAGAUCCAAUCAGAUUUAUUCUUAAGUCAGGGGAGAGAGACAGACCCCACAGUGAAAACAGAUGCAAAGGUAUUUGCGAAUGGUGGACAUUGAUAGAUACCGCCACUCUAGUUCCAUUUUGGGAAAAGUAACUACAUGUAGAGAGAUAGAUAUUUACAUACCCAGAAUCAUAUCUGGUGUUUUGUUUGAGGUUUUAGAAAAUAAGCUGCCAGGAAUCACUUUAUUAAACACUACUGCAAUAGGAAAAUGAUCAAACAAAUUCAUUUUACCAUCAUCAAGAGAAAUCAAUCUUUUUCUAUGCAGCAGGACUUUAAGAAAAUCUUAGUAAACUAAUUUUUCAAUCUUUUAUAUUAACAAAAAUACCUAUAAUUCCAGAUAUGGAGUGGGGGGGGGAGAGAGAGAGAGAGAGAGACCCUAUUUGCCACCAGUGGAGGCAAUAGCACCAUUCCUGACUCUGAAAAUUGGCAAUCGAAGAGAAAAAAGUAAACAAUUACUGACCCUCUUUAUGAGAACUUCUAUUUUAUUUCAGUUUAAGUUCUUUGUUAUAGAAGACUAUCAGCUAAAAAUGUAGGAGAAAUAAGUGAAUUAGACAAAUCAGUACUUUGUAACCCCAUUUGUAAUAAUGUUCCAAAUAAAAAUCAUUAAUAGAUGCUAAAAUCAUGUUGUGGAGAACAGAAUAUUUUCAGAGCCCCCAGAUACCAUCCUGUGGAUUACUUGCUAACUGCAAAGGAAAUAACAUUCAUUUAUAGUAGAAAGAUCUGCUGAUCAUCAUCUUACUUGAGAGUUCAAACUUAACAUCACUAGCUCUUCCGGUCCUAGGAGCUUCGGGAACCGCGGCUUGGGUGCAGACAUGGCCAAGUCCAAGAACCACACCACACACAACCAGUCCCGAAAAUGGCACAGAAAUGGUAUCAAGAAACCCCGAUCACAAAGAUACGAGUCUCUUAAGGGGGUGGACCCCAAGUUCCUGAGGAACAUGCGCUUUGCCAAGAAGCACAACAAGAAGGGCCUAAAGAAGAUGCAGGCCAACAAUGCCAAGGCCAUGAGUUCACGAGCUGAGGCCAUCAAGGCCCUCGUAAAGCCCAAGGAGGUUAAGCCCAAGAUCCCAAAGGGUGUCAGCCGCAAGCUCGAUCGACUUGCCUACAUUGCCCACCCCAAGCUUGGGAAGCGUGCUCGGGCACGCAUUGCCAAGGGGCUCAGGCUCUGCCGGCCAAAGGUCAAGGUCAAGGCCAAGGCCAAGGAUCAAACCAAGGCCCAGGCUUCAGCUCCAGUUUCAGUUCCAGCUCAGGCUCUCAAAGGUGCCCAGGCCCCUACAAAGGCUUCAGAAUAGAUAUCUUUGUCUGCCAAUGCGAGGACAGAAGGACUGGUGUAACUCCCCUGGGGCUGCCAUCUGCAUGGGGCUGGGGUCCUCCUGUGCUAUUUGUACAAAUAAACCUGAGGCAGGAUUAAAAAAAAAAAAAAAAAAAAAAAAAAAAA